AUGACGGACUCAGCACAAGGAAGCGGUGGACGCGGAGACGCGGAGACAAAGCAGCCACUGUUCUACGCGCCCUCGCCGCUCAACGUGUUCGGCGUCGACCCCAAGCAUUUCCAGAAAUGGCUGCAAGUGUGGGACGAAAGGCGAACGUUCAACGAUGUGCAGCCCUCUCCCGACCACCCAAAGAAGCUAAACUGUGUCUCUCCCGACUUUGUCCUUCGAGCGGGAAGAAGCAAGCAAUGGCGUUCAAGGGUGGUGGUGCUGCGAGGCCACUUCCUCUACUACUUUCGUUACCCCGUCAAGCCCUCGUUUGAAGGCAAGGCCAACGUGGUGAUGAUUGGACCCAACACCACUCGCAAGCCGGGGUGGCGGCCUGAUCUGACCAGGCGUUUCUACUUCAGCCUCAGCUCGCCCGCAGAGCUCAAGAAGUGGUAUGCAUCACUACCUGCGUACCCCCACGUGCUAUGCAUGCCCGAAGCAGGAAAACUGACUGUCCGCUCUGCCAGGUAUCAGAUGCUGAAGCUGGCCGCGCACACGGAGAAGACAUACAACAAGUACAUGGUCAAGACCAUCACCGUCCCGGCGACCUCUCCCCCUGCUCCUCCCACCCAGCAGGCGGCAGCAACGAAGGAUGCCAAAGCGUCAGCAGGGAAACAGGAGCGAACGGUCGAUAGCGACCCGCGCCCUGUCCAGCACAACAACGCCGAAGGGCAGUCACCGCCGCCGCCGCAGCAGCAAAAGAAAAGAGCAAACAGCAAGAAGAAGACGUCGUCGGGCGAGCGAUCCGCCACCGCCGAUGGAGCGAGCGGUAAAGUGUCGGAUGCUGGUGGCCAGACAGACGACGCAGCGGCCGAGCAGGCGGCGACGAACCAGCCCGACCCCAUCGAUUCAAGCAAGGACAAAAGCAAGAAGAAAAAGAAGAAGAGCAAGAGGAAGCAGACCGACGACGUCAAUGAAGCGAAGGAGGUUCCCAACGAAUCCUAG
This is a messenger RNA of Acanthamoeba castellanii str. Neff, 981 nucleotides long. RefSeq lists its product as uncharacterized. Bases 1 to 981 code for a protein of 326 amino acids. Lineage: Eukaryota; Discosea; Longamoebia; Acanthamoebidae. The transcript has 3 exons. The record is from RefSeq and is a predicted model, not a curated record.